This is a messenger RNA of Caenorhabditis angaria, 1273 nucleotides long. The record is from the annotation of a GenBank genome assembly. Lineage: Eukaryota; Metazoa; Nematoda; Chromadorea; Rhabditida; Rhabditidae.
AUGCUUUGUUUUUCCCUCCUACUAUUCCUAAUAUUCUCAAUAAUAUUCCGAAUCUCAUUAGCCAUCGAGUGUUUCAAUUGUGAAAGUGAUUUUCAUGGCGCCUUGAGGUGUCAAGCUCCGUGUUCUGGUGAGAGAUGUGUGGUUUGGAAGUGGAAUCAUCGGGCGGAGCUGAGGAUCAAACAGGGUUGUAUAUCAGGAGUCGACACAAAGUAUACGGCGAAAAUCGGGUGUCGGACGAAUCAUGUUGGAGCGAGUUUGUGUGUUUGCAAGUGAGUUAUGAAGCGAGAGAGUGAAAAUUAGCGUGUGCAUGCAGAAGAGACGCGAGACGAAAAAGGGAUAGACUCCCCCCACUUUUUUCGGUAAUUAAAAACAACUGACUGAUAUUUUUUAUGCUUAAAAAUCAGUUUAAUUUUUCAAAAAUAAAAACAUCUAUAAAUAAUUCAGGGAACAAAGUCUGUAAAGGACAACAUAAGUGCCAAAGAACCCUCACACUUUUGAUUUUCCAGCGAUUCCCCGCGAUGUAAUCGAAUUGAGCGAGCCGACAAACCCACCGAACUUCUGCCUCAAAUCCGCCUCCCAGCUGCAGAAUGUUCGAGCCGGAUUUCGAAUUCUCACGGUCCGCGCCGCGAGAAAAUCUGCACUUCAAACUAUUGCCACGUCACCAAAACCGAGACGAUUGUGGAUUUGGAGCAGGAGCAGAAGGAUUUUUCGGAAGUUUUGAAUUGCGGUGAUAUUUCGCGUGAGUUGAAAGUGCACUUUGUCAAAAUAAAAUUUUUUUUUAGAAUUUGAUUUCGAUGUGCGACUAAAGAACACCAUCGGGUUCCCAGGCCUCUAUCCAAAUGGUUGCUACCGUCUUCAAUUCGACAAAAAAGUCUCGCACACUGAUUGUUUUUGCUCCACAAAUCACUGUAAUGAGCAGAAAGCUGCGAUUGUUCCCGGACAUGUUAGAUGUUAUGUCGGAAAUAUGUUUCGAAAUACCAGCCAAGUUCAUGCAAAUGCGUUUUGCGACGGUGAUUUUUGUGUGAUUCAGAAGAGGGGGCAUGAAGUCUGGAAGGGGUGUAUUUCUGUGAAUGAGCGAGAUAGCUGGAGUCACUUGAAGGUUAGCUAUGAAUUUAGAAAAAAAUCUGGAAUUUAUGUUUCAGAUUGGUCACCGUCAGAUCUUGUCUACUGAACAAUGGAUCUGUAAUUCACACCUCUGUAAUUUUGAUCUGGAAAGGGUUAAGACAACGAACCGCGCUAGACAAAAAUCCAAAAAAAUCAGGAAUUCUUCUAA